GUUGUAUCCCAGCGUUGAGAGAGUCAACGAGAACACGCGGCCCAAGCUCUCUCGCCCGGCUCUCACAUUUUAAGCCACUGCUUUCUCCUCCCUGAAAUAAGAAAGCUCAACAAACUACUCAACUGUUGAUUUCUUCUCAAAGUUGCAGAGAUUUCUGGGAAAAGUGAGAAUCGAAACGUCUCAACGGAAAAGAAGUGACUUAUGUCUUGCUGAAUGGAGAUUGGUUACACAAAAUUUAUUAAUUUGUUUGGGACGUGGUAGAAAUUAGUAAUACUUAUUUACUUAUCGAGGACCGAUAAGUGGAAAUCAGGACGAAUAAAUCAUCUGACACCAGUUACCUGUCUGUAUUUCACCUCGGAAGUGGGUGCCAAGCGGUUUGUCAGCGUGGCGUGGCGUGUCUCAAGAGUUUCGAUCAUUGUUGCCGAUUAGAUCAUCAUUAUUUACUGGAUGGAUAAUUGCUUACGAAUAUUUUUUGAGUGUUCGAGUGGUGGUGGUGAAAAUUGCGAGAAAGAGUGUGAGGGGUUUACUUUAGUUUUCAUGCAAUAAUUGUGCAGAACUUGCCCGGUUUAACUGUGAGAAGGUUUGUUUUAAGUUUCUUUUUGUGUUAAAGUGAAAUAGCCAUCAGAUUAUAUACAUAGUGAAGCAUAUCCGACCGGAUUGCAAUAAUUCGGAUUAUAAGGAUUUGGAAUUGACUUGUUUAGCAAGAGGUGCCGACAUUUGAUCUGGAAUAAUAAAAUGUACGAGCCGUGACAAAAAUACUACUGGAAACAACUUCGUGAUGUCGUGAUUCCCAUUUGUGUUCCAUUACAUACACACUAGUUUAAGUUUAUAUAACAGUUUGUGACGACUUUACAAUGACUUCCAAGUCGUAUCAAACAAGACAUUGUAAACUUCGUAAAAUGUUGUGGACGGUUUCUCCCGCAGUUUUAGUUAUAAUUUCAAUCGGAUUUACUGCCCCAACGGAAGCCUUAAAUCAAGGUCAUAGACGCCAUCGUCUGCAUCACGGAGAGGAGCAACGAAUUAGUCCGAAAAGACAUGGAAGAGAAAUCAACAUUCCUCCACAGUUUCAGAGUUAUGUCGCCGACAAUCGGGGUGGAGAUGGUUUCAGCUUUACACCAAUCCAGCCUGAAGAGAAAUCCAUGCACCAAAAUUUACACAAGCCUGAUUUCGUUGACUGUGGUAGUUAUCGUCCUUCUAUUCCUGAAGGCGAACCAGUUGAUACUCCCGUGAUUCAGGUCAAGGCCUUAGAUCAAGAUCCCCCAGAAUCGGGGGGUACGGUAACGUAUUCCAUCGUAUCCGGAAAUGAAAUGCUGGCUGAUUUUGCAGUCGAUGAGCAUACAGGAUGGAUCUCAACAAGAAAAAUUUUUGACCGUGAUGAGCCAGCUAAAGAAAAGGAAGUUUAUGUCACCGUACAAGCUUCCGAUAAUGGAAAUCCUCGAUUAGACGCUGUUUGUACCCUUAAAGUGAAAAUUACGGAUAUUAACGACAACACUGCUCAAUUCCUUUUGUCCAGGAGAUUCAAUCAAGGCUCGUACGUUCCAGAGCAUGAGUACAAUCCCCACUUGGACAAAUAUGAGUACAAAGAAUCAAUGCCUCAGGAUUUAGCAUUAGGUCAAGUCGUAAUGAGGAUCUCAGCCACUGAUAUUGAUGACGGAAACAACGGAACGGUUGUCUACGCAUGUGAACCUCAUCCUCAAAAUCCAAACGAUGUGGAGUUUUUUGACAUUUCAUCAGCAUCAGGAGAAAUUACAUUGAAGAAACGAAUCGGGAACCAGCAAAAAUUUCAGUUGAGAAUUGUUGCAUCCGACUUGGGAGUCCCUCCAAAUAGUGCCAUAACAGAUUUGUCAAUUGUCGUGGCUGAACCAUCUCAGCGGCCACCCGAAUUCAUUAAUCCACCAACACUUAUCCACUUGGACGAAUACAUUUACAAUUUGUCUGUUCCUGUUGCAACCUUAUCAGCUAGAUCGAACGCGGAUGACGAGCUUGUUUUCUUCGAGUUGGUAAAUGGUCAGACUCAGCCAACGAACAAAGAAGCAAUCUUUACUCUUGAGACUGAGGGUAGAAAUACGGCCCAUAUUAAACUUGACCGUCAGCUCGAUUAUGAAUCCACUACUAGAUAUACACUAACCAUUCGUGCACAGAACAAGUACAAUUUAGCAGCAGAGACAUUGCUAACGGUUAUGGUCAAUGAUAAAAACGACGAGAAGCCAUAUUUUACUGAAGUCACGACGGGAACUGUUUUGGAAAAUGAACCAAUUGGCACGUCUGUCAUGAGGGUUCGAGCUAUUGACACUGAUGGUACAGCUCCAAACAACGAAGUCACCUAUCAUUUAAAGAGUGACGAGGAGGACAACUUCAGUAUCGACGCAAUAUCAGGAGAAAUUAAGACAAGAAAAAUGUUUGAUCGAGAAGAAAAGGAUACUUAUCAGGUCAUAGUCUAUGCGAAAGACGGUGCCCCUUCAGUCAAAUUGAACAAUGGACAACCAAAUGAACGGCCACAAACACUGAAAAUCGUAAUUGCGGAUAAAAAUGAUAACGGGCCCGUCUUUGUAAGAGACUUGUACGAAGCUGAAAUGAGCGAGGAUGCGGAUUUAAACCGAGUCGUCGUCGAAGUGAGGGCAAAGGAUGCGGAUACAGCUUCCGUGCUUCAGUACACCAUCACAGAAGGAAAUAUUGACGACGCUUUUGCCAUCAGAAGUACAAGUACUAGCGGAGUUAUCACAGUUAAAAAUAAGUUGGAUUUUGAAAGUAUAAGACAGUAUGAAUUGACGGUACGUGUUUCUGACUCUGUUCAUGAAGCAAAGACAAAAGUCAAAAUUUACAUCCAAAAUGUUAAUGACGAGCCUCCAAAAUUUGAACCGAUGAAUUCCAAUACGACAAUUGUUGAAGAAUUUAUUCCAUCCGAUUGCAUUUUCCGAGUUAAAGCUUACGAUCCAGACAUUGGCGACCGAACUGUACCCCAAAACAUCUCAUAUUUCAUAUUGACUGGAAAAGAGCACUUCAGUGUUGGACCGGAUGACGGUUGCGUCAAAGUGAUUAAACCUUUGGACAGAGAAGAUAAACCUUUCUACCAAAUGGUGGUUGGCGCAUCCGAUGAAUGGGGAUUGGCUCCUACAAAAUUGGAUUUCUACAAGGAAUUGAUUGUUAAUUUAAUCGACAUUAAUGACAAUGCUCCUGUUCUGUCUUCACAAAAUCCCGUUGUAUGGAAUGAAAACCAACCUCGUGGUCCUAUUACGCAACUUGAUGCAACCGAUGCCGACAGUCCUGAGAAUGGGCCCCCGUUCACGUUUUCAAUAGAUCCCAAGGCUGACAUGAAAAUUAAAGAACUAUUUUCUAUUGAAGGAAAAACUUUGAAGGCAAACAAGGAUGAUUUCGAUCGUGAAGAGGUGAAGCAGUACGUGGUGCCAAUCGCAAUCAGUGACAGUGGGAGAGAGAGGAAAACCGGAACCAGUUAUCUCACCGUUAUCAUUGGUGACCAAAACGACAACGACAUGCAGGACGGAGAAAGCCGAAUCUUUGUCUACAAGUACAAAGAAAGGAACCCAUUCCCAAUUGGACGAGUCUAUGUAAAAGACCCGGAUGACUGGGACUUGCCUGACAAGACCUUCACAUUGACCACCUCCAACUCGCAUUUCACUGUGGAUUCUGAUACUGGAUAUAUUAACAUGAAAUCUACUGCUGAACCCAGUGACCACGUUUUGACGUUCAAGGUGGAAGACAGUAGAUGGGGAAGUACUGUAAAUGCAAAAGUCACUGUUACAGUAAAGGAAAUAACUGAUGAAGCUGUUGAUAAUUCUGGAUCUAUUCGAUUCAUGGGAACAACCAAAGAACAAUUCAUCAAAGUAGACCGAACUACUGGAUUGAGUAAAAAGGAUAAAUUGCAACGCGAACUUGCUAGAAUAUUCGAAGUUCCGAUUGAAAAUGUCGAUGUCUUCACCGUUGGCAAUUCUCCAUCAAUCUCAGACAUGAACUUUUUUGAUGUGAGAUAUUCCGUCCACAACUCACCUUACUGGAAAGCUGAAAAACUGAAUGGAAAACUCGCAGAGUCUAAGGAUCUGUUGGAAAAACACUUGGAACUGAACAUUGUUAUGAUUGGAAUUGAUGAAUGCUUGAAGGAAAAACACUUUUGUGAAUCGUCAUGUUCAAACACUUUGGCCAAGAGUGACAUUCCAUUAAAAAUUUUCACCAAUGAGACAUCAUUUGUUGGUGUUCAUGCAUUUGUCCAACCUGUCUGCAACUGCUCCUCAUUCCAGCCACCAAAUAAUUGUUUACCCAAUCCAUGUCUCAACAAUGGAAUAUGUACAAGUGGUGGAGGAUUGGAUGGAUUCAAAUGUGAAUGCGAUGCUCCAUUUGAUGGACCUCGUUGCGAAAUUACAUCCAUUGCCUUGGACGGAGUAGGGUUUGCGUGGUUCCCAUCUCUCACGGUUUGUAAUGACUCGAGUCUUCAAGUGGAAUUUAUGGCGUCAAAAAGUGGUCUCAUCUUUUACAACGGCCCAAUUUACCAGUCGUCUGUCACUGACUUUAUGUCGUUGGAACUGAGGGAUGGAAAGCCUAUGCUUUUAAUGGAUUAUGGAACCGGUGUCAGCAGAUUAGAAAUUGAGCAUUCCCCAAUGCUUGCGGAUGGAUUGUCUCAUAAAGUGCACAUCACAUGGAAUCCUUCGGCCAUUUCCAUGCGGGUUGAUGAGUGUCGAAAAAAUGAACCUACUUGCUACCGAACUGCUCGACCAACUGGGACAAAUUCUCAACUGAAUGUCAAUGGACCAUUCCAAUUGGGUGGCAUUUCAUUUGAUCCAAAAAGACUACAGAAUUCCAUGAAAUGGUCACAAAUACCCUCGAAAGAGUUUUUCCAAGGAUGCAUUGCCAAUUUAACGUUCAAUGGAGAGUAUGUUAAUUUGGGCAACCCAAGCUACUCAACUUUAAAUGUUACUACUUGUGAUUCGCCAAUCGCUGGUGUCAUUAAAGCGACGCUAGGAGUCGACUACAAUUUCAUAAUCAUUCUUCUUAUCUGCAUCCUGGUCUUAAUCCUCUUGGUCCUUGCAAUUGUCUUUUACCGGAAAAAGCGAAAUUAUGAAGAAGUUAAGGGUGAACUCGGGGAUGACGUGCGAGAAAAUAUUAUCAACUAUUCUGACGAAGGGGGUGGUGAAGGAGAUCAGACGGGGUAUGAUCUAUCAGUUCUAAUGAAGCCUGCCAAUGGGCCAACUUACAAUGGAGAUAAAAUUCCAAUGGAGAGUUUACAACCUGUUGGCCGCAUUCCAGACAAUGGGGACGGCCCAGACAUUUCGAGCUUUUUACAUGGAAAUAAACAGAAGGUGGACAACGACCCUGACGGUCUGCCAUACGACGAUGUCAGAAAUUAUGCAUACGAAGGAGAUGGAAAUUCCAUAGGCUCCUUAUCUUCACUCGCGUCAGGAACUAGUGAAGACAACGACUUAAAUUUCGAUUACCUACCAACUUUUGGUCCUAGGUUUAAGAAAUUGGCCGAUAUGUAUGGCGGCGGACAAUCUAGUGAUGACGAGAGUUAUACCGGCCCUCCCCCCGAAGCGUGGUGUUAGCAUAUGUAUAAGUAAUUUAGCAUUUUAAGUACAUUCAUCAAGACCAAACUACAUAUAAAUAAUAAGCAACAUUGAAGCCCAGCCAGCCAUAAUAUUAUGAUCUAUACAUAUAACCAAGUAUUUCCAUCAUCUUUUUGUUCAUGUCAUUGAGUAUACUAGACUAUUCUUGUUGUCCUAUCGCCUUAUACAAUGGAACAAAAUAUUUUGUAAAUUAUUGUAUUUUCCAAAACUUCGGCCUGCUCAAAUUCAACCAGUUUGACUUAGGUUUCCUGCUGAGGCGUGCACUUUGUACAAACCUCGAGUUCCAAAUACUUUCCAUAAAAAAACCAUCGAUACCACCACAACGGCAACUUUCUACACACUUGACAGUAUGUACUUAUAUAUAACGUUAUUCAUUAGUCUUAAUAUUUUAUAUACCUUCUUGUGUCACAUAUUAAACGUAUAAAUACAUAAAUUAUUAAGAUGCCUCUUGCAAUGAAGUCAUUAAUCAAGUAAGUGGGUGGUACUAGAUUACAUAAUAUAUAUAUUUAUGUUUAUGUAGGUGUAGUUUAGUAUGUAGGCAUUGCAAUGGACAAACUCACUUGUAUUUUUAUAUGCUGUUUCAAUAUGCCUAUAAACAGAUUAGUUUUAAUAUUUAUUCCGCUAUGGUCUCAUCUUAUUUGUGGUGAUGAUGAGGGUUGAAUAUCUUUAACUGUGCAAUCCGCGUGUGAAGCAAAUUGUCCUUAUUAGCGUCGAAACUAAAUAUUUCGACGCCUUUUCUGGACAAGAAAGUACAGAGAAAGGAGUCGUCGGUACGUAAGGCUCCCGACUGCUGUUCUGUAACCACAAUCAUAGUCAAGACUGAACAUCAUUCCAAUCCAGUUUUCAGAACUUCGUCCUACCCAUGUUGUUCAUAAUAAUAUAUGUAUGGAAUAAAAGGCACACAUAAAUACGCAACAAUAGAAAUGUUGGUAUGAUACCAAUAUAUACAAUAUAUACAUAGCUUACACUACUAUUGUUAUGUGUUCUUGUACCUUGAAUUUGUAGAUGGCAAGCCAGACUUAUGAGGUGUCAUGUUAAUGCAUAAUUUGUUAAUUUAUGACAAUUACUAGAAUGUUUGAGUAUUCGGUUACAUAAUGAUUUACAGAUUUUUAAGCCAACUGAAUUUAUUAAAUAAAUAACGAAAUGAUACAUA
Molecule: messenger RNA, 6726 nt
Organism: Folsomia candida
Lineage: Eukaryota; Metazoa; Arthropoda; Collembola; Entomobryomorpha; Isotomidae
Gene: shg
Product: DE-cadherin
Exons: 34
Coding region: 855-5552 (1565 amino acids)
Biological process (GO): adherens junction organization; multicellular organism development; cell morphogenesis
Cellular component (GO): adherens junction; catenin complex; plasma membrane
Molecular function (GO): cadherin binding; calcium ion binding
Source: RefSeq, a predicted model, not a curated record